AUGGGUGCCCCGAUUACCCCACUGCGGUCGAUCAUUUGCGAAAUCGACAUGAAGUGGAUCCUAGUGUUGGCGCUCGCGUCGUUGGUGGGGGCUCAGCGCCCAGUCCCCCGCGCUACUCCAGUUGCUGGCCCCGCGCGCUCGAAUGCAACCAACAUUCCCAUGGAGGCAGCAAUAUUGCAAGCCCAAUUGAGUCGCCCCCGAAGCACCCCCCAACUCCGAGGGCGUCCUACACCAACCCGCGUCCGGUCGGCCUCUGCCCACAACGCAACUACCGCCCCCUCACCCAACCCAAUUGCUACCCCUCUCCCCCCCACCACAAGUACCGCCUCGCCAUCCAUGACUGCUGCUUCCCCCCCGGUCCAAGAAGCCGCCCCAGUCGUCCAAGCGCCGUCCACGACCGCCACCGAAAGCAGCACCGACCCCCCCGAGAUCCAAGUAGCGGACGAAGCAGGGGAUUUCCCAUGGAAGAUUUUGGCCCAACAGCUCGAAGCCACCAUGUUGACUUAA
Messenger RNA from Aphanomyces astaci, 507 nucleotides. RefSeq lists its product as hypothetical. The transcript has a single exon. Bases 1 to 507 code for a protein of 168 amino acids. The record is from RefSeq and is a predicted model, not a curated record. NCBI's taxonomy places the organism in Eukaryota, Oomycota, Saprolegniomycetes, Saprolegniales, Verrucalvaceae.